Molecule: messenger RNA, 1155 nt
Organism: Mercenaria mercenaria
Lineage: Eukaryota; Metazoa; Mollusca; Bivalvia; Venerida; Veneridae
Product: carbohydrate sulfotransferase 15-like
Exons: 3
Coding region: 444-959 (171 amino acids)
Biological process (GO): hexose biosynthetic process
Molecular function (GO): N-acetylgalactosamine 4-sulfate 6-O-sulfotransferase activity
Source: RefSeq, a predicted model, not a curated record
UCAAAUGUUUGAGAGGCUACUAGUUGAACAUGGUUUGCUGUGGUCUGAUGGAUAUGGUGUCGGCCGCUUAAUCCAGGGGUCGUGGGUUCGAGCCCCAAUGGGGUUAAGACCAUAAAUUCUCAUAUGAAACCUGUGCUGUUUUUUCCAGGUAGCGGACUCGGGAGUGGUUGCAAUUAGCUUAGAGCAUUCAUCACAAUCGAGCUAAAACAUAUCAGUAUAAACUAACUACCACGGUUUAUUCUAAUAAGAAUUUACAUUCAUCCAAGGAAAAUCAGAUAACUUUGCAUACUCAUCAUUUUAAAAGAAAUUAUUUAAAACUAAAUUCCUGUUAUUUUACGUUCAAUUCAAAACAUAAAUGAAAAUAACUGUUGUACUCGAUUUACAUUGAAGACUUGUUUUGAGUGAAUGCAAUUGUCUUAGUUUAUUGAUAUUUUACAAUCGGAAUGCUAAUUUCAGAGUUCCUGACUCUCUUUACAAUUAUCUUGGUCGUAUGUCCAGGAAUUUUUAAGGAUGUGUUACAUAUUUCUUAUGAAGAAGAUCAUAUUCAGCGUCAGCAAUAUGACAAGCAAAAUUCAACAUUUUUGCCGAAGUACAGAAGUCCGUGUUGGUACGAUCAGGCAGGCGACAACAAAACAACGCAUCUAAAAUGUUUGCCAUACUUUUACCUCAUUGGUGCUCCUAAAUGUGGUACCACAGAUCUACAGUCAAGAAUGAUAGCACAUCCACUUAUCUCCGAAAAAGUUGUUAAAGAACCUCACUGGAUAAACAGACAGAGAUAUCGUUUCGGAAAUGAACUGUCAAAUUACCUUCAACUUUUCAACAAAGCUGUACAAGAGGAUAUUGUUGACAUAGAACAGAAUGGAUACCAUCCUAUUAUAUUUGGUCAGUAUGUUCCGAAUAGUAUUCUUAUUUAUUAUAAUUUUUCUCUUUUUUUGCAAUGUACAGUUCAGGAUUCAUAAGUUAUUAUUUUCAUUUUUUUCUGAAUUAUAUAUUUAUUACACUCAUUCCACUAGUGGUUUUACUCUCAAAAGAAAUUAAAGCUGAAGAAUCGAUUUCAAUCUUAGACAAUCAGUAUGUGUAUAUUUCAUCGAUUUUUCAUCUGUCUAUGUUUUGUGCACGCAUUAUGUCUAUGCAUUGUAUAUACAUUUACGUAUA